Suillus plorans is the source of this 1941-nucleotide messenger RNA. Its product is annotated as heat shock protein HSS1. Lineage: Eukaryota; Fungi; Basidiomycota; Agaricomycetes; Boletales; Suillaceae. Gene Ontology annotation, cellular component: cytosol; plasma membrane; cytoplasm. The transcript has 5 exons. Gene Ontology annotation, biological process: cellular response to unfolded protein; protein refolding; vesicle-mediated transport. Gene Ontology annotation, molecular function: misfolded protein binding; ATP hydrolysis activity; ATP-dependent protein folding chaperone. Bases 1 to 1941 code for a protein of 646 amino acids. The record is from RefSeq and is a predicted model, not a curated record.
AUGUCGCCAUCUAAAGCCAUCGGUAUCGACUUGGGCACAACCUACUCUUGUGUCGGUGUUUGGCAAAAUGACCGUGUUGAGAUCAUCGCCAACGACCAGGGUAACCGUACUACCCCCUCUUAUGUCUCCUUUUCGGACAGCGAACGGUUGAUUGGUGAUGCUGCCAAGAAUCAGGUAGCUAUGAACCCCCACAAUACCGUUUUCGACGCCAAGCGUCUUAUCGGUCGUAAAUUCGAUGAUGCUGAGGUCCAGUCCGACGUCAAGCACUUCCCCUUCACUGUUUUCAGCAAGGGUGGCAAGCCUUACAUCCGAGUGGAGUACAAGGGAGAGCAGAAGGAGUUUUCUCCCGAGGAAAUCUCGUCGAUGGUUCUUCUUAAGAUGAAGGAGACCGCUGAGUCCUACUUGGGCUACAAUAUCAACGACGCUGUCGUCACCGUCCCUGCCUACUUUAACGACUCCCAGAGACAGGCUACAAAAGACGCUGGUACUAUCUCUGGAAUGAACGUUCUUCGUAUCAUCAACGAACCCACUGCUGCUGCCAUCGCAUAUGGUCUCGACAAAAAGGUUAUCGGUGAGCGCAACGUCCUCAUCUUCGAUCUUGGAGGAGGAACCUUUGAUGUGUCGCUCUUGACCAUCGAGGAGGGUAUAUUCGAGGUGAAGGCCACUGCUGGUGACACUCACUUGGGUGGUGAGGACUUUGACAACCGACUCGUCAACCACUUCGCACAAGAGUUCAAGCGCAAGCACAAGAAGGAUCUCUCUUCCAACCCUCGUGCGCUCCGUCGUCUACGAACUUCCUGCGAGCGUGCCAAGCGGACUCUGUCAUCGGCCACCCAGACUUCCAUUGAGAUUGACUCCCUCUUUGAGGGUAUCGACUUCUAUACUUCCCUUACUCGUGCCCGUUUCGAGGAGUUGUGCGCGGACCUGUUCCGCAGCACGCUCGAGCCCGUCGAGAAGGUCCUCCGGGACUCUAAGAUCGACAAGGCGAACGUCCAUGAAAUCGUCCUUGUCGGCGGUUCCACGCGUAUUCCCCGUAUCGUUAAGCUCGUGUCUGACUUCUUCAAUGGCAAGGAGCCCAAUAAGAGCAUCAACCCUGAUGAGGCCGUUGCUUACGGUGCUGCCGUUCAGGCUGCCAUUCUUUCCGGCGACACCUCUGAGAAGACUCAGGACCUCCUGCUUCUCGAUGUCGCUCCUCUAUCGCUCGGUAUUGAGACUGCCGGUGGUGUCAUGACUGCCCUCAUCAAGCGCAACACCACCGUCCCCACCAAGAAGUCUGAGACAUUCUCGACAUACUCGGACAACCAGCCUGGUGUCUUGAUCCAGGUGUACGAGGGUGAGCGUGCGCGCACGAAGGACAACAACUUGCUCGGCAAGUUCGAGCUAUCUGGCAUUCCCCCGGCACCCCGUGGUGUUCCUCAGGUCGAGGUCACCUUCGACAUUGACGCCAACGGUAUCCUGAACGUCUCCGCAUCUGACAAAACUACCGGCAAGUCAAAUCGCAUCACAAUCACCAACGACAAGGGUCGCUUGUCUGCAGAGGAGAUCGAGCGCAUGGUUAACGAAGCUGAGAAAUACAAAGCUGAAGAUGAGGCCGCGGCUGCUCGCAUUCAGGCCAAGAAUGGCCUUGAAUCAUAUGCAUACAACCUGCGCAAUUCUAUCACUGACGAGAAGCUUGCUGACAAGUUCGACCCCGCCGACAAGUCGAAGCUCGAGAGCUCCGUCAACGAGACCAUCUCGUGGCUGGAUGCAUCACAGGAAGCAUCAAAGGAGGAGUAUGAGGGCAAGCAAAAGGAGUUGGAGAGCAUCGCCAACCCUAUCAUGCAGAAGCUCUACGGCGCUGCAGGUGGUGCUCCUGGUGGUUUCCCCGGUGCUCCUGGCGGUGCGCCAGGUGGUUUCCCUGGCGCGGGCGAGGACGGUCCUUCUGUGGAGGAGGUCGACUAA